AUGAUUAUGCGACAGCUAGAAAAUACCAAACCGCCUCCCACUGCAACGUCAGAUGGGGGGCCCACCGCGUCUUCCAAACACGACAGUUUUGCCAAAAAGCUGAUCCACUUCUUCGAUCUCACACUGCUGCGAGAUAAAGUGUACCUCAACAUGAUGCUCGGCAUGUCGAUCGCCGUUUUUGCCGAGAUCAACUUUUCUCUGCUGACCCCAUUCAUCCUGGGCGAUCUGGGCUAUGGUACGCUUCAGAUAGCCUCCAUCAUGUCCACCCUAGCCGUGGCAGAUCUGUUGUUUCGCUUCAUCAGCCCGUUCGUUGGCGAUUGCCUGAAGCUUAGCCCGCGUACCAUGUACAUGUUUGCGCUCACGCUGCUGAUCGUGUUUCGGUUUAGCAUAUUGCUGGCGCGAGACUACAGGGAGAUGAUGUGUGUGGCCGUUGGGCUCGGAAUCGCCAAGGGUGUACGCUCGGUGUACAUGAGUCUCGUCAUACCGAGCUAUAUUCCGUUGGAACGGCUUCCGUCGGCUUCCAGCAUACAGAUGACGACGAAUGGGAUCAUCCUUAUGACGAUCGGUCCGUGCGUUGGAGCGUUGCGCGACUGGACCGGCAGCUACUCGAAAAGCAUCAUCCUCAUCAAUGCGUUCACCAUCGUCACGCUGCUCAUGUGGACGGCGGAGCUCGUGUACUUGCGUCGAUGCCACCGAAAGCGAUCGCCACCGCCCACCGAAACGCCCAAGGUGUUCAACUCUUCUUGA
Molecule: messenger RNA, 747 nt
Organism: Anopheles darlingi
Lineage: Eukaryota; Metazoa; Arthropoda; Insecta; Diptera; Culicidae
Exons: 1
Coding region: 1-747 (248 amino acids)
Biological process (GO): transmembrane transport
Molecular function (GO): transmembrane transporter activity
Source: RefSeq, a predicted model, not a curated record